AUGGAAGCUGCUCCUGCAGCUGAAGACAACAACCCUCGUCGGAUCCAUUGGGAGAAGGUUGUAGAGCAGGGCCUUCUCUGCUGCUUCUUCCUGAUACUUCUAGGAGGGUUCAUCUACUUCGCCGUCAGCGACCUCAGAAUCCAUCUCGUAGCACCCGCGUUCCGCCUCUACUCCGCCACCAUGUCCCUUCCCGAUGCGUCCGCCUCCGAAUUCACUGCCACAUGGGAUGUGACUGUCGUCGCGUUCAACCCCAACCACAAGCUUAACAUCUCCUUCAACACCCUGCAGGCCGCGGUCUCAUACGGAACAAAGGUCUCCUAUGCAACAGAUCCCAGCGGGAGUGCAGCAGUCUUGCUCGCGACAAAGCUGGUGCCGCCGCCCUCGUUUCUAACCACAAGGGCCCGGACCACUCACCGUUUCACAGUCGAAACAGUGUCGGCGAACGUAGGUGAUGAUGUGGCCAGAAAAAUCUCCGAAGGGAGAGCUCAUGGAGGGGUGAGGUUUGAGAUCAAUCUGUUGGGUCAGUAUAGGUAUACCUCGUAUGACAAAAGUCCCAGAAUGUUUAAGGCUUGCUACCAGGUCGAGUUUGAGUUUUCCCCGGGUAAUUCGACUGGGGCACUGACACGAACGCGCCAGCCAAUUGAAUGCGAGCAUUAUGCGAGAAGUCAUACAUAG
This is a messenger RNA of Prunus armeniaca (apricot), 675 nucleotides long. The record is from the annotation of a GenBank genome assembly. NCBI's taxonomy places the organism in Eukaryota, Viridiplantae, Streptophyta, Magnoliopsida, Rosales, Rosaceae.